GUCAGCCAGCUGGUAUACCAAUAGGGCUGCCGCACCCUGCAGCGGACAGGGGUUCCGACCACGGUAUCAUAGCAUCGGUAGUGGAGUGGGCAUGUAUGUCAGUCCUGCAUGUCAGAAACAGAGCUGCCAUUUGCUUAUGUCGGUAUGCUUCGAGAAGAAAUCAUAUGUAGGGUCUGACUGUUCGUUUACCUUUCUCUUUCCUUCGCAGUUUUUUGCGAAUUACACGCAUACAUCUCAUCUACCUGCGUUUAUCCGCAUGAUCUUCCUGUCGUUUGGCCAGUCCAGUAUGAGAGGAGAAACUCAUAGUCGAGUGUAAUCUAACACCGAGCGAUGUCGUACCAAUUACGCCCAUCACAACAAUCGCCAUCGCAGCAGGAAGCGGGAUACGAUUCAUACAUCAACACCAAUACGAAUACAUACAGCCAGGAAUAUGGCUAUGGCUACAAUCAUGGCCAGCAUGCCUAUGUACAAGGCCAACCGCAGCAGCAGCAACAGCAACAAUAUCAGCCGGGUAUGACGCACGCUCACUCGCAACCGCCGUCACCGCUCCCGGCCCCGCUCGCGACGACAUUUUACCCACAAGACGGCAUUGCAAGAGCGCAUACAUGGAUCGCCAACCAACCCCCCGUCAUGUCUCCGCCGGCGGCAGCCAAGACGCCGUUCAGCGAGUGGACCGGGCCUACGGGUACGGACAGCACGUUCGACCGGCGGACGACGACGCUGUACUCGCCGUCGAUGCCGCCGCGGCCGCCGAGGGAGGACGCGAGGAGGGUGUGCGGCGUCAAGCGGAACACCUUCUUCAUCGUCCUUGCCGUCGGCUUGUUCCUGCUCGUCGUGGCCGUCGCCGUCGGGCUGGGCGUCGGCUUGGGCACGAGGAAGAGCGUCGGCGUGGCUGCUGAUGGGGCUGCUGCGAAUUUUGGCGCGGACUCUUCGUCAUCUUCACUAUCAUCCACAUCCACCACGCCAACAUUAACGACCUCAACAACACCAACACCGACGAAGACAUCCCCUACUCCAAGCUUCACGGGAGCCGAGAUAGCGGGACCGGUGAUCUGCCCGCAAAACAACAACACAGUAUAUGUAGCGGAGGGCAGCUCCAAGCCGUUCAACGUUCAGUGCGGCCGCGACUACAGCUCGCAAAACGGCGCGCGCGAUAUCAAGCACAUGCACCAAUCCACCAUGGCCUCAUGCAUCGACGUCUGCGGGAACCGCGAGGACUGCGUCGGCGUCGGCUGGGGCUACUACCAGGGCUCCUUCGAGUGCUGGAUGAAGAGCAAGCUUGGCGAGCCGAACUGGAGCUCCUCAUGGUACUUUGCGCAGUUGCAGGAUAUGCCUAGUAAGUAGGAGACCGCGGCCACUAGGAAAGGUGAAAGGGCGGGUUUAUAAGGUAUAAAACACCUCGGGUGAAAAGUGAUCGGUCGGCGUGGUCUGAGUGAGUUUCUUGGAAUUAUGCGAGGCGUCUGGCGUAGGAUUUCAUGUGAUAUCAUUAAUACCUACAUCGUAUCUCAGGCAGAUGCCUAAGGAGAGGUAUGUCUAGCACGGAGAUAUCACUAUAUAAACGUGAGAGGGAGGUAGCUGGGCUAGUCGUCCCGACGACCUGACGGUCGAAAAAGUGUGAUGAAUACGCUUCUAGUAUAAAAUCCCAUACCUAAUUUGAUUAAGCCUCUGCCUGAAGUCUAAAUCUGUGAUGGAUGGGAUGUAUUAUGCAUCGGAUGCCACGGUGUUAACCAUGGUGUUGAAUGUCAGUAGUGACAAUCCGAAAAAGCUUCCCGUGCGACGCUGCCGCAUAUAAUCCUUAAUUUAUUCAUGAAGAACGAGGCAACUGGCUCAGUAUCACUUCUGACAGCUCUCAUGGUGCCUGCUCUUGACAAAUAGCGCACAUACUGCUUCUUAUUUACCUCGAUGGCAUAUUGGCGUUGCAAAUUAAUAUCUCUCGUCGGACUAUCUUGGUAAAUGGCCAAGCCAUGGCUUUAAUAUGAGACAUCGUUCUCCUAUUAGUUAUCCGAUU
Annulohypoxylon truncatum is the source of this 2008-nucleotide messenger RNA. RefSeq lists its product as uncharacterized. The coding region runs from base 331 to 1344 and encodes 337 amino acids. The record is from RefSeq and is a predicted model, not a curated record. The transcript is spliced from 2 exons. NCBI's taxonomy places the organism in Eukaryota, Fungi, Ascomycota, Sordariomycetes, Xylariales, Hypoxylaceae.